AUGUCGGCCGUCUACGCCAACGGCGCGAAUGGCGUAAAUGGCGCAGGCAAAAUGUUCCCGCCGCCGCGAUACUCGGACGUGCCCAAUGCCAUCACCAUCUCGGUCGCCGAUGAAGAAGGUGGCCAGCUCGAUGUCGAAGUUCCGCUCGACGAGGACAUUCAGGACGAUCCAACGGAGCUAUGCGCCAUCCUCGAAAAUGAGAAGAGCUUGACGUCAACAUGGGUGCAGGUCGCCGUGGCCUAUGCGAAACAGAAGAAGGUCGACGUCGCCAUUGACGUGCUCAAGCAGGCCAUUGGCGUGUUUGGGCGUGCGCGCGCAGAGGAGCGGCUCAGCAUCCUCAACGGGCUCUGCUGGCUGUAUCUGCUCAAGUGUCGCGAGGCGCCGCGCGUGAAGUCAGACGACCCCAACAUCAAAACCAAGGACGCGUACAUCCAGGAAGCCACCGGUGUUCUCAACGAAGCCUCCCGCAUCAGCCCGUCGCAUCCCCCACUGUUUCUUGCUCGCGGCGUCCUCUACCUCCUGCGAGCCUCUCUGCAGUCUCCGGCUACCACCGCUGGACCAAACGCCGUCAGCGUGGAGCGCGCCGAGACCCUGAAGCAGGCGGCCAAGUGCUUUGACGAUGCACUGAGGGCGUCGGGCGGUAGGAAUCUCAUGGCGAAGAUGGGCAGAGCGCGUGUCAGCUACUCCCUGGGCAAGUGGGCUGAGGCUCUGAAGGGUUACCAGAGUGUCCUAGAGAGCUCGCCCGAUCUCAUCGACCCAGACCCUCGCAUUGGCAUUGGCAGCUGCUUCUGGCAUCUUGGCUUCAAGGACGAUGCUGCCGGUGCAUGGCAGCGAUCGCUGGACCUCAACCCAAAGUCCAAGAUCGCCCUCAUCCUGCUCGCCCAGUACAACCUUCACCUUUCGUCGCAACACCCCCCACAGCAUCCAGACUUUGCCAAGUUCUACAAGAAGACCGUCGACUACAUCAUGUCUGCUUUGCGGCUGGACAAGAACUACCCCUUGACUUGCGCUAGCGUGGGCGGUUACUUUGUAAUGAGGAAGGACUGGCAGAAGGCGCAGACGGUCGCGAGGCGUGCUAUUGACCUCACAGACGUGAACGCCAUUGCAAGUGACGGAUGGUACCAUCUGGCACGCAAGGCUCACGCCGAGGGUGAUCUGGCAGAGGCCUCAACCUGCUACGGCAGAUCCGACCAGGCGCGCGGCGGAGAGGAGCGAGGCUACAUUCCGGCCAAGUUCGGAUCCGCGCAGAUGAAUGUUCUACAGCUCAACUACAGCGGUGCAAAGUUUCGUCUCGAGAAGAUCAUCCAACAGUCGCCCAAUAUCGAAGCGCAGACUCUCCUUGGCACGCUCUGGGCAGAAGAUGUAUUCGCAGCGCAAAACAGCGGUUCCACCGAGGACAAAUCAGCCGAACUGCAGAAGGCUAUCAAGCACCUCGACGAUGUUCAGAAGGCAUGGCGAGACCCCAAGAAGAAGGCUACCCCGGACCAGUCUGUGCUUUUGAACUUGGCCCGACUUUACGAAACAGAAAAGCCCGAGAAGAGUCUAAAGUGUCUUGAGGAGGUCGAGAAAAUGGAGCUUGAAGCAAUUCCCGAGGAAGACUAUCCAGAGCUGGAAGAUGAGCACGAGAUUAAAGCUGCGUUGCGCGAAUUGCUACCGCCGCAGUUACUAAACAACAUGGCUUGCUUCCAUUUCCAGGCUGAGCGUUACACACGCGCAAGAGAGCUUUUUGAAGCUGCGCUUAAUGCCUGUGUCAAGGCGGAAGCUCGCGACGAGUCAAUCGACACUGAUGCUUUGGUUACUUCUAUCAGCUUCAACCUGGGUCGAUGCUAUGAGGCCGAGAACAACCUGGACCAAGCUAAGAACGUUUACGAGAAUCUUCUCAAGCGACAUGCAGACUACAUCGAUGCCCGCCUUCGAUUGGCAUAUAUUGCCAUUAUUCAAAGUCCCAACGAGCUCGGUCUGAAAGCAAUUAAAGACCUAUUCAGAGAGAACGAGGACAACGUCGAGGUACGAGCUCUCUACGGCUGGUUCCUCCAUAAGACCAAGCGGAAGAUGCAGAACAUUGCGGCAGACGAAGAACAGCGCCUCUACAAGCACACUCUGCAAAAAUUCGACAAGCACGACCAGUACUCCCUCACUGGUUUGGGAAACCUCCAUUUGGCCAUGGCAAGAGAAAUGCCACGAAGCUCCGAGCAGGAGAAGAUGAAGCGCCAGAAAAGCUACGAAACGGCUGUUGCGUUCUUCGACAAGGUGCUCCAGCUGGACAAAACCAAUGCAUACGCUGCCCAAGGCAUUGCUAUCGCCAUGGUGGAGGACAAGAAGGAUUCCGGGACUGCGCUACAAAUCUUCAACAAAGUCAGGGAGACUAUCAAGGACUACAGCGUAUACAUGAACCUUGGCCACACGUAUUGCGAGAUGAAACAAUUUGCUCGCGCCAUCGAGAACGUAAAUUCGUACCGCACAGCACUCGACUACUCUCAGCAGGCUCUCAAGAUAUCUCCUUCGGAGCCGAACUUUCAGUUCAAUGUCGCCUUCAUGCACUUCCAGAUUGCGCAGGCAAUCAUCAACGUUCCGGAAUCCCAACGCACCUUGCAGCAAGUCGAUGAUGCCAUGGCCGGUCUAGCAGAAGCCAUCGAUACUCUGGACCAGAUCGCAAAAGCUGAAGUAACACCAUUUCCACGAACAGACAUCACAUCCCGUGCCAACAUGGGACGUAACACAAUGGUCAAGCAAUUGGAGCGUGCACGCGAAAAGCAAGUGGUGUACGAAGAGGAGAACAAGGGCAAGCUUGAGCAGGCAAGGAAGCUGCGUGAAGAAGAGAUCCGCCGUCGUGACGAGGCCAAGCAACAGGCAGAGCAAGCGACACAAGAUCGGAGACGCAAGAUCAUCGAAGAGCAGGAGCGUAUUGCGGCACGUGAUCGUGAGCUCAUGGAGAAACGAGCUGAAGAGGAGCGGAGACGCAUGGAGGAAGACGAAGAUAAGGAGCUGCGAAAGGCAGAACGCAAAGCCCGUGGCCCUAAGCAGCCCAAGCGCAAGAAGAAGGAUGCCGACUCGGACACUGAGGGUGUUGCAUCUGACUCUGAUGCUGCCGAGCCACGAUCCCGUCGACGACGGACCACAGCUUCUGGUACAGAGGGCCUGUCUGACGAGGAGCGCCCACGGGAGAAGAAGAAGAGGAAGCUUGCGAGGAAGAGCGAGCCAUCAGGCAAAUACAAGUCUGCAGAAUUCGUGGACGACGACAGUGAUGGUGAUGCGGAAGCUGCAGCUGGUACCGACGCGCAACUCGCAAGUGAUGACGAAGGCGCAGCAGCGGCACCCCGCGCUCGCAAGGGUCGCGUCGUUGACGACGAGGACGAAGACGACGAGGAUGGCAUUGCCGCGCCAAAGGCAAACGGUGAUUCGGCCAUGGAUGAGGACGAGGACGAGUAG
Molecule: messenger RNA, 3429 nt
Organism: Parastagonospora nodorum SN15
Lineage: Eukaryota; Fungi; Ascomycota; Dothideomycetes; Pleosporales; Phaeosphaeriaceae
Exons: 3
Coding region: 1-3429 (1142 amino acids)
Biological process (GO): regulation of DNA-templated transcription
Cellular component (GO): Cdc73/Paf1 complex
Molecular function (GO): RNA polymerase II complex binding
Source: RefSeq, a predicted model, not a curated record